AUGACUUCGAUAGGUACAGGUUACGAUCUUUCCAAUUCCGUCUUCUCCCCCGAUGGACGAAACUUUCAAGUCGAAUAUGCUGUGAAGGCGGUUGAAAAUGGUGGAACUUCGAUUGGAAUUAAAUGUAAAGAUGGUGUUGUGCUUGCAGUUGAGAAGGUCAUCACCAGCAAGCUCCUAAAGCCAGGAGCCAACAAACGUAUUGCGACAAUCGAUAGACAUAUGGGUUCUGUAUCCUCAGGAUUAGUGCCAGAUGGUAGACACUUCACUUCCCGUGCACGCGAUGAAGCUGCAAGCUGGCGUAGCGUUUACAAAACUCCAAUCACAACCGCCGAUUUGGCUAGUCGAAUGGGUGGAUAUCUUCAAGCAUACACUCUCUAUUCAUCAGUACGACCAUUCGGUAUUACUGCGAUCGUUGCAGGUUAUGAUUCCGAACAGGAAUUACCAGUUGAUGGACAAGUAGGAUCUGGGCCAUCCAUUGGUUCUGGAGGAAAGGUUGAGGGCAAGAAAUAUGGUGGACCAGGUCUUUACAUGAUUGAGCCAAGUGGAUUGUACUGGGGAUAUUAUGGAGCUGCCACGGGUAAGGGACGUCAAAUCGCCAAAGCCGAGCUAGAGAAGUUGGAUCUUGCAGCUGGCAAGUUGAGUUUAUUAGAUGGUGUAAAGGAAGCUGCACGAAUCAUCUACAUUGCGCAUGACGACAGUAAGGAUAAGGAAUUCGAGCUCGAGAUGACCUGGAUUAGUAAUCUUGAUGGACCAACAAAGGGAAGACAUGAGGAGGUACCCAAGGAUCUUCUUGAGGAAGCGGAGAAGUUGGCAAAGAAGGCUUUGGAGGGUGAUGAUGAUGAGGAAGAAGAUAAACCGGCUGAAGGAGAUAAGAUGGAGGAAUAG
This is a messenger RNA of Sclerotinia borealis F-4128, 885 nucleotides long. Lineage: Eukaryota; Fungi; Ascomycota; Leotiomycetes; Helotiales; Sclerotiniaceae. The record is from the annotation of a GenBank genome assembly.